AUGUGUGCUUCUUUGUUUGUGUUGUUGGUUGUAUUAAGUGUGGUAUCUGCAGAACUAAAUGCUGCAGACUCUAUUGAAAAGAUUGAGAAAGAUUUUGAAGAUAGAUGGGGAAAGGAUAAACCUGAAGUGAAAACCUGUGAUGACUGCAAAGAAACCCAAGAAUCUCAAAUCAUCCAGAGGAGUACAAAUAAGCGUGUACCUGAGAGACUAAAUUACACUGUCGAGAGGCCUAAUCUAAAGCUAAAGUAUUCUCACCACUCAAAAUUCAUAAAGAUGAACAAGAUGUAUGCUUCUAUGUUUGUGUUGUUGGUUGUAUUAUGUUUGGUAUCUGCAAGAAAAAAGCUAAAUGCUGCAGAAUCUAGCGAGGAGAUUGAGAGCGAUUUUGAAGGUAACUGGGGAGUGGAUAAUGAGAAGGUGAAAACUUGUGAUGACUGCAAAAACUAUGGGAGUGAUACAACUUAUCUUCGAAAUUUGGAUUAUCGUAUGAAAAAACAUAAAUUCUAUAAAAAUUGCCAUGAUAAACUUUGUAGCAGUAAACAGGAAUAAAUCUAUCUGUAAAGCUA
Owenia fusiformis is the source of this 563-nucleotide messenger RNA. The record is from the annotation of a GenBank genome assembly. Lineage: Eukaryota; Metazoa; Annelida; Polychaeta; Sabellida; Oweniidae.